Messenger RNA from Daldinia vernicosa, 687 nucleotides. RefSeq lists its product as uncharacterized. The transcript has 3 exons. Bases 168 to 572 code for a protein of 134 amino acids. The record is from RefSeq and is a predicted model, not a curated record. NCBI's taxonomy places the organism in Eukaryota, Fungi, Ascomycota, Sordariomycetes, Xylariales, Hypoxylaceae.
UUCAAACCUAAUUCAUAAUAACUUCAAUACUAUCUUAACAUCGACCACUUUUCCUCGACCUCGAUCUCGACCUCGAACUGGCGCGCGCUCUUCUGGAGCUUAAUUGCUUUGUUAUUUAAUUUGCCUCCUAUUUUGAUUUUUGCUUUAGUAUCUUGAGGGACGCCAAUAUGGAGACGGAGAGUGUGCAAUUUAGGGCCAGCGGUAUUCAAAAACCAUCGAAAGUAACGACGGGAAUACCUAGACCCGGGUCUAUUUCCAACGUCAGCGGCCUUCACGAGAUGACUAGUUCUCAGACUAAUGUUCGGUCGCAACCGUCAUCGUCGAUUCCGGCGGCACAUGGACUUAAGCGUAGUGUGCCGGCGCCAGCUGUACAGUCCGAUGCCAAGCGAGUACCUCUGUCCAAAAGAGCGGGAGAACAUGCUAGUACCUCUAUCACGACAUACCAGCCUACACAGAGCUUGAGAGGUAUGGCUCUGAAAGACGUGGUGAGUAACAUCCUUUUAAUUACAAGUUUCGAGAGCUCGAUACCACUCCAAAUUCCGACCAGAGUCAACACUCUACCCGUUCCAUAACAUCAUAUACCCUGACUAGUAUGCUAAUCCUCCCGGUAAACAGCCCAGAUCCAACCACGCGAGCUUCAACGGUGCCUCAGUGUCCCGUCACACUUCGAACAGCAGCUAUUCCUCC